GUACCAUUUGAAUGUUUUGAAUAUGAUUUACGGACAAAAUUAGAUCCCGUAGGUCGUGCUGGUCGGGGACUCGUCGAUAGGAGUUUUGGACCCGGUCAAAGUUCAUUUCCAGACAACAGUGUUAUUAUUAUCUAUUCUGUUCGGUGUCGUUUCGAUUAAUUUACUUGUUAUUCUUAUCGUAAUCAUAUUAAUUUUGUACAAAAUAUGUACAAGUUGUUUUUGUUUUCACUGUUUUCAGUCUUCGUCUUACUUAUUUUCGUCAACUUGUUUUCGUAAUCGAUCGGCCGAUAUUCGCUUUUCACGUAGUUCUAUUAUAGACACUUGGUAAACUUUUUUCGCAAUUUUUUGUCAAAGUAAAUGCGUACUGAAUAUCGGAAUAUUUUUACCUUCGUCUACUAACUUUUUAAAACUUUCCAAGUUUUUCGCGAAUGAUCGCGUGCACCAAAGCACUAAGUUUAUUCAAUGUCUUCAGAACAAAUAUUUUCUGUCAAAGACAAAGUCAUUGUAAAACGACGUGGAUAUCCUGCUUGGCCUGCCUUCAUAUCCGGUAUUAAAACUAACAGUGAAUCGCAACCAAUUUAUGAUGUUUAUUUUUAUGGAACUGGUAACUACAGUGAAUGUAAAUCAGAAGUACUCAGUCUAUAUGAAGAAAACAAGAAUAAACUAGGCAAAUCCCGAGGAAAAUUAAAGAAAUUCAAAAAAUUUGCCGAAGCUCUAGUACAAAUAGAAAAUGAUGCAAAAACUGAUUUUCAACUUGAAAACAAUGUCAAAGUUGAUGUUGAAGAAUCUAUGCCAUCAAUUUCCACAAAAAGCUUAAAUGAAAAAUUAUCUUUAGAAAGUGAAUCCAAAAAUGUGGAUGAAAUUGAGUUAAAUUUAAAAAAUGAAGAUAAGUUGGUUGAUGAGACAAGUCUAUAUAAAAAAAACAAGAAUAAACUAGGCAAAUCCCGAGGAAAAUUAAAGAAAUUCAAAAAAUUUUCCGAAGCUCUAGUACAAAUAGAAAAUGAUCCAAAAACUGAUUUUCAACCUCAAAAUAAUGUCAAAAUUGAUGUUGAAGAAUCCAUGCCAUCAAUUUCCACAGAAGGCUUAAAUGAAAAAUUAUCUUUAGAAAGUGAAUCCAAAAAUGUGGAUGAAAAUGAGUUAAAUUUAAAAAAUGAAGAAAACUUGGUUAAUGAGACAAGUUUAUCUAAAGGUAAAAAAGUUGUUAAAUCAAGAAAAAGAGUAUCUAAUUCUACAAAUUUAAAAAGAAAACUGUCCAAUGUCAGACACGAAGAAGUCUCAAAGAAGCUAAAAACUUCAAAAAUUAUAAUUCCCACAGAAGAUCAACCUAUAGUAUUGUUGGAACAAUUGAAUGAAAGUUUUUUAGCAAGAAAAAUUAAUGGAAAACAGAAUUCUAAAACUACAGAUAAAAAUAAUGCUGCCAAUGAUCAAAAUUCUGAAACUUUUAAUACAGCCGACGAAUCUGUGCUUGAAUCAAAUGACAUACCAUUAAAUUAUUGUGAAACUGCAGAAUCUCUAGAAAUGAAUAAUAGUAUUGCAUCAAGUAAUAAAAUUAUUUCAGAUUUAGGCCGUACAUCACGCUUUGGUCGUAAAAUCAAGUCAAACCGAUUACCUGACUGUGAAUUAGUUACCAAAGAGUCGAAACAUUUAAAACUAAAGAAAGUAGAUUCUCAAAUUUUAGAAACUAACAAUUCUGGCAAUGAUGAAACUGAUGAUGUUUUAAAACAAAAUGUCAAAAUUAAAGGCUCAAGAACAAAAGCAAGGAAUAGUUUGAAAGGUAAUGCAAUAUCAACUCCAUGUUCGUUUGACAGUACACCCCGAGAAAUUUCCCAAGUAAACAACAACAAACAUGAGAGAAUUCCACCAAUUAAUUUAAUUAAAAAUACCAUGGGUUCUCUUCCAAAUGUAGAAGUCGAGUGGAAAAAAAUGGAACCAAACAAAGUAGAUCAAAUUAAUUUGCUACUAACAGAAGUAAAUUUGCUUGAUUAUGUAAAUAAAUUAUGCUCUGCUUUAUCAAUUAACUAUAGCAAGUUAAAUUAUGAAAUGGCUUUAAAAUCAUUGGAACAGAUCAGUGAAUUACAAUUUAAUGCUCUCAUGUUAAAAAAACAUAGAUGUAUUGUUGAUAAAAUUACAAAAGUAACCAAGUAUGUAGGUGAUGUGAAUAAUUGGUGCUUAAACAGUCAAGAAUCUAUCGAACAUGUUAGUAAAGCAUACCAAAUUCGAUGCAAAGCUCAAAUGGUAUUAAAUAAAUGUAUAUCAUUAUUCACUGUACUCGAUGGACAAACAUUCCAAGAGGUAUACAAUCAUGAAGUCGAUGUAUUCAUCUCAAAUACUAAACAUUUGACCAAUGAUCAGAUUUAUGGUUGUACUUCAGAUAAAUUGUACAAAUAAUUUCUUAUUACACACUUGAAAAUAAGUGUAAGUUGCCACACAGUUUUCUGUAUUUUUAGUUUUUGAUUAUUUUGAAAUUUUGUUCCAUAAGUAUUCAUUUUUAAUUGUAACUACCAAGGAUAUUUAAUAAAUUUCAAGUUACAUCUUAUCAAAGUAAGACAAACAAGAUAAAUGUCAAAAUAAGAUGAUUCAUAAUACAGUAUUGAGAGUAAUAUUAUGAUUAUAGUUACAUUUAUAAUUUUUUGAAAAUGAUAUAAUAUUAUAUAUUUGUUGAAUUAAC
Messenger RNA from Aphis gossypii (cotton aphid), 2668 nucleotides. Its product is annotated as PC4 and SFRS1-interacting protein-like. Gene Ontology annotation, cellular component: nucleus. Gene Ontology annotation, molecular function: transcription coregulator activity; double-stranded DNA binding. The record is from RefSeq and is a predicted model, not a curated record. Gene Ontology annotation, biological process: regulation of transcription by RNA polymerase II. Lineage: Eukaryota; Metazoa; Arthropoda; Insecta; Hemiptera; Aphididae. The transcript has 4 exons. The coding region runs from base 463 to 2388 and encodes 641 amino acids.